AUGAAGAACGCCUACUGUGAGGACGGAGGAGUACAACUUGAAGGCUCCCAAAUCGUGGAAACUCCGUCAUACGUAUACCUCGGGCGUUCUAUGAACAUGGAAAACGACUUGAAGGAAGGACUAAAUAGAAGAAUGAGAGCAGCAUGGGCAGCAUUCGAGGCCGUCAGGGAAGCUACGGACCAACUGACGGACCAAGAUCUUCGUGCCCAUCUGUUCGACUCGACAGUUCUUCCAGCGCUCUGGUACGCAGCGGAGAAGUGGGCAGACACCGCUGCCACGUCUAGGAAGCUACUUGCUUACUUACUUACGAAGAAUCGACGAUAG
Necator americanus (New World hookworm) is the source of this 324-nucleotide messenger RNA. RefSeq lists its product as uncharacterized. The transcript has a single exon. The coding region runs from base 1 to 324 and encodes 107 amino acids. NCBI's taxonomy places the organism in Eukaryota, Metazoa, Nematoda, Chromadorea, Rhabditida, Ancylostomatidae. The record is from RefSeq and is a predicted model, not a curated record.